AUGUCGCAAUCGCAGCAGCCGCUGUACGCUACUGUGCGAGGGGAAGUGGUCAGCUUUCCCGCAUUUGUCCGACUGCCAUCAUCCGCUCGACCCGAAAGCACCUUCAUCCGCGACGGCAAACAGACCGAGCCGGUCAAAUGCAUCACCAUGACUGCCAGCAUGAACGGUGGCUUCUCCGAUCGCACAUGCUACAAGAAGCAGAUUGCUGCGAGAUGGAACAUCGAAGCAGACGCAAUUCGUGCUGUCUUGAUCGACCUGGACGGCGAGCGUGUGCUGAUCGAGGACAUGGCUGACUGGCACAGCUGGGCCAAGGCCUACUUCUUCCAGCCACAGAACUAUUCGAUCUAUGGCGGAAGAACAGACAAGCCAUCAACCGCCGACUUCACUGUCAAGCCCAUAUACAUUGAUGUCGUCAUGGACAAUGCGGAAGGUCAGACGCCAUCAAGCGCAGCGGAGGAGUCAGCUGCAACAAGCAAACAAGAAGAAGACACGGAUCCGGCCGAGCAGCUGCCCACACGAGCACCACACGAUCCAACACGUUCGACUGCAUCGUCUCUACCAGGGCAGCAGAGGUCUAACGACCCGAUAGGCGCGCUGGUCAACAACAUCAUGGAGCCCGUCUUCCAGUCACUUCAGCCGCAGAUUCGAGAUCUCGUAGACACGCUUGCCGGCUCGAUCGCGGCCUUGUCCGCACAGGUGACACAAGCCCAUAACCAAGCUUCCACCAGCAACACGACUCCUCAUCCUAGGUUCACUUUUGCCGAUCAGCCGACUGAUGCACAUGUGCCUGCCCCGGCAGCAUCCGAAAGCAGCAUCUCAGCAGGACCCGAGCCCACGUUGCCGAGAGAAGCCGCAGGCGAGACGCAAAGACAGUCUCUGAUCGAUGGUCUCUUCGACGAGCUCUCCAGCCUCCGUGCGCAGCGCGGAUCCACGUCGGCGGCGGCACCCUCGUCACGCGAUACAGCAACCGGAUCGACUGGCGAGGGCGAGAUGCGCAACGAGCUUACUUCAGCGUUUGCCGAGAUGAUCGCCCACCAGCGAUCCGCCGCCACACGACCUGUGGACGACGACGAGGAGUCCCUGACCAUCGUCUCGACUCCCUCUGCAUCCAGCCGUGCUUCCCGCUCUCGCUCGCGCUCGCGUUCCCGCCGCACCUCUCUCCUCGGUAGCACCACUCUCACUGUCCUGACCCUCCUCACCUUCAUCCUAACCUUCAUCUCCCCCACCGUCGCGCUCACCGCGCUCAACCCCAACCCCCUCACCUCGCGCUCCGCCUCCUCCCUCGCACCCCAAUCCUCGCGCAACCUCCAUCUCUGCAAGUGCACGUGCUUCCAGACCAACUCCACCCUGGUCCCCCUCUAUUCGCCCGCGGACCCAUCCAAGCCGUGUCUGACAUGCACGCGUCAGUUCUGCCUCGACCAAGGGCUGGAUGUGUGCAAGGGCGCGAAGCUGGAGCAUACGGACCACGACGUGGGGACGGGCUUUGAGGGCGAUGUUUGGGCAAAGUGUUUCGAGAGGGAUAGCUUUAAGGAUCAGGGGAUCAUUACGUUGUAUAUCCUGACGGUGGUGGGGUUGGUCGGAUUUGCGGCGAUGAGGGGGAGGGUGGAGGGGUGGAUGGGGAGGUAUCAGGGGUUAGGGUCGCAGGGGUUGUAUGAGGCGGUAAGGGGGGCGCCGUGGAUGAGGGGAUCGAGGUGA
This is a messenger RNA of Kalmanozyma brasiliensis GHG001, 1695 nucleotides long. RefSeq lists its product as uncharacterized. The transcript has a single exon. The record is from RefSeq and is a predicted model, not a curated record. The coding region runs from base 1 to 1695 and encodes 564 amino acids. Lineage: Eukaryota; Fungi; Basidiomycota; Ustilaginomycetes; Ustilaginales.